Amaranthus tricolor (Joseph's coat) is the source of this 1710-nucleotide messenger RNA. Its product is annotated as protein ABCI12, chloroplastic. The transcript is spliced from 7 exons. Gene Ontology annotation, cellular component: chloroplast. The record is from RefSeq and is a predicted model, not a curated record. NCBI's taxonomy places the organism in Eukaryota, Viridiplantae, Streptophyta, Magnoliopsida, Caryophyllales, Amaranthaceae. The coding region runs from base 122 to 1264 and encodes 380 amino acids.
AUCUCCAUUUUUCUGGAAUUAAUCAAUCAGCUGAAUGCAUUUAUCAGAUAUAAAAAAAAAUGGUGGUUCUACAAAGCACAACCGCCUAAAAACUUGAACCCUAUUUUCAAAUCCAACAAUCAUGGUCUUUCUUCUGUGCUCUUCUCAUAUUGUCAUUCUACUUUCUCCUUCUCGCUUCAAAACCCCAUUUUUCCGUACUCAAUUUAGGGCUAAAACAUUUGUUUCUUUCCCUUCAAAUUCAAAUCAAUGGAAGGUGAAGAAAAUUAGAAUUCAGUGUGCAUCAGUCAGUAGUGAAGGAGAAGCUCAUGAUUGGAGAAAAUGGGUUCCCAAGAACGUCAAUUUUGGGGCCGAUAAAGUUCUGAAAUCAAUUGCUGGUGCUACUUCUAGCCCAAUUUGUCAGUUUAUUUCUUCCCCGUCUACUGUCUUGCAUGAUGUUGAUCCCAGAAUCAAAUUGGUAUGGCUUCUGGUGUUGGUUUUUUUGCCAGCAUGGUCCCAUAUUUACAUGCGUUUUGGAAUUGUUCUUUCUCUGGCUCUUCUGUCCUCAUGGGUACUCCCUAAAAAUGUUUGGAUGGAUCAAUUGGGAAGAGUGACAUUGCUGUCUCUAUUUUUAUUUGUAGUGCUGGGACUGACAGCUGAUACUGUUCUUUUUAGUGUUUCUUCGAGGACUCCACCGUCAUCUUUGACUGGAAUUCCAAGUAUUCCUUUAUCAUUCAAAGGCUAUUCCUAUAGACUUUUCAAGUUUGGACCUUUACAGAUGACUAGAAAAGGGCUUUCACUUGCAAGUACAUCUGCAUGCCUUACAUUCACCGUUUUCCAAAGUGCUAGUCUAUGUUUGUCAACAACCCCUCCGGAGCAACUUGCAUCAGCUUUACGGUGGUUCUUGCUCCCUUUAGCACAUAUUGGUGUUCCUGUGGAUGAAAUUGUUCUAACUCUAUUGCUUUCAUUAAGGUUCAUAAACCUUAUUUUUGAUGAGGUCCGAAAUGUUGCCCUUGGAAUUCUAUCUCGCAGAAUUAAUUGGCAGGACUUAACACUCCUUGAGAAAAUUGACGUCUUCGUGAUGUACAUCAGACGGAUCUUUAAAAAUAUCUUCAGCCAUGCUGAGCAAAUAUCACAGGCCAUGAUUGUUCGAGGUUUUCAAGGUGAUAGCAAUCGUCACAAGAUACACUUCCGACCUUCAUCUAUUACGAUUCCAAACUUUGUUUCAUUAUUGGCUCUAUUUGGUGUUAUUGGUGCUACUAGAUGGUCAGGGUCUUUCCUCGUCUGACAAGCAGUGAAACCUGCAGUGUACACAAUAUAUGGUGAUAACACCACCGAAUAAGGCUCAGCACAAUAUGCUUGAUCCCAAUGAUCCUGUCACUGGUAUUACAUGUUUUGGCUUGAAACGGCUAACUAUAAACUAAAGACGCUCUCAUCCUUAAAGAUUAUGUGACUGCCAUGACUGCAACAAUGGAUUUUUGAAAUGUCAAUCUACUAGCAGUAUUCUCUCAGGACAGAGGGAUUGAAGCAAGUUAAGAAUUAAAUUCAGGAUAAUUUGGAUUUAGGGUUGUUUUUUUGGAUAAAUUGUAAAAUGUAAGUGUUACAAGUUACUUCUUCGCUCGAACGAAUGUUGUGGAUAUUUCAUAGAUAAACCUACAGUUGCACCACAUAUAUUAUGUAUACAGCUCUAAGUAUUUUUCAAGCUAUACAUUUGAUAUCAAUUGAUCGUAUGCA